This is a messenger RNA of Anolis sagrei ordinatus, 3583 nucleotides long. RefSeq names its product ETS transcription factor ELK1 (gene ELK1). The record is from RefSeq and is a predicted model, not a curated record. Gene Ontology annotation, biological process: regulation of transcription by RNA polymerase II; cell differentiation. Lineage: Eukaryota; Metazoa; Chordata; Lepidosauria; Squamata; Anolidae. Gene Ontology annotation, cellular component: nucleus. Gene Ontology annotation, molecular function: sequence-specific DNA binding; DNA-binding transcription factor activity, RNA polymerase II-specific.
CCCCACUCAACCCACCCCGCCUCCUGCCAGAGGCCAGCAGCUGGGAGGAAGGAGCUGUCCAGAGAGUGGGCGCAGGCACUGGGAAGAAAGCUCUCCCAGCCUCCCAUCCCAAAGUGGCCGCCAAGAGGAGGAAGAGGAGGAGGAGGAGGGAGAGGACCCCACAAAGCCAGCCCCCAGAGACCGGAAGCGGAGGAGCUGGGGGGGGCCCGCCCGCCCCAUGGAGCCCCCCGGGGCUGCUGCCACUGCUGCUGCCAUGCUGACAGAUGUUAACUACUGUUUGAGGCCUAUGAGCAGGAUAUGAGGAGUAAUAGAUGACAUAGAUUUCCAAUUAUUUUUUCUAACCAGUUAUUCCUGGAACUUCUUCCCCAAGGCACCUAUACAGUUCCACCACCUCCUUCAAAUUCCUCUUCAGUGAAGCCUUUGGCUUAACUUCUUAGUUCUCACGCUCUCCAUUAAAAAAGCCUAGUCAUGGACCCUUCAGUCACCCUGUGGCAGUUCCUUCUACAGUUGUUGGAGCAGCAAAGCAACGGGCACCUCAUCACAUGGACAUCCAAUGAUGGGGAGUUCAAGUUGAUUGACGCGGAAGAGGUUGCACGGCUGUGGGGGCUGAGGAAGAACAAGACCAACAUGAACUAUGACAAGCUAAGUCGGGCCCUGCGUUACUAUUAUGACAAGAAUAUUAUCCGUAAAGUCAGUGGGCAGAAAUUUGUCUACAAGUUUGUCUCGUAUCCGGAACUCUCCAGCAUGGAAGGCGUGAAGGAAGAUGGAGCAACCAAAAGGCUUGAGCAGGUCCAGAGUGAAACCAAAGUGGGCGACGGGGCAUUUGGGCCUCCAAAAGUCCCCCGUGGAGGUGCAGGCACGCCACGAAGCAGCCGGAAUGAAUAUAUGCGCUCUGGGUUAUAUUCCACAUUCACCAUCCAGUCGCUGCAGACGCCUUCCCCCGCUGGGCGUUCUUCUCGCCAUGAGACGGAGCUCUUGCCUGUGGUGCCGCCCCCGGCUGCCCCCCCAGAACCGCCACCCCCUCCCCUGGCUGCUGUGGAGGAUCUGCCACAGUUGCACAUCAGCAUUGAGGAAGCAGAGGACUCUUCGGAGCCACUGCAGGUCAUAGUAGAGCCCACGCCCUUGGAGACUCCAGCCCUCGAUGAGAAGGUUUUAGUGAAGGUUGAGGAGAACCUGGACCUUGAAGAAGAGGCAGCUGCUCUGCUCGUUAUCAUGAAUGCUGGAGUUAAAGAGGAGACCCAACCUUCUGAGAAAGCCUCUCUAGAGAAGGUGGCUUUGGAGGCGGCAGUGUCCCUGGAGGAAGAGGAAGGGUUGCUGAAAGAAGAAGCUCCGUCCCCCAGUCCAGUAGCCACAUCUCUCGAAGGACAACCCCAGAAGGGCAAGAAGCCCAAAGUCUUGGAACUCCCUUCAUUGCCAACUCCAGAGAAAGUGAAUGCUGCUGUGAACAGUCUUCUGGCUCCUGGAGGGACAGGGAGUAGUACCUUGACCCCCACCACGGUUAUUUCCACUCAUGCACUGACCCCUGUUCUCCUCACACCAAGUUCCUUGCCACCCACCAUCCAUUUCUGGAGCACAUUGAGUCCCAUUGCGCCACGAAGUCCUGCCAAGCUCUCUUUCCAGUUUCCCAGCAAUUCUAGCUCACAAAUCCACAUCCCUACACUCAGCGUGGAUGGACUUUCCACUCCUGUAGUCCUGUCUCCUGGGCCCCAGAAGCCAUAAUGUUUCUCCUCUCCAUCAUGGCCUCCCAUGUUCCUGUCAAAGAGCUGGCGGGACAUUCCUUCCAAGCACUUGGGAUUGCUUACCUGGCUGGACUGCUACAUGUCCUUUCGUUGACCGGAAGACGUCGUGGUUGAGUCAUAGAAGGUUCACUUGAGGGAUGAACAUGACAUAGCCAGCAGAUUCAUCCAAAUGUCCUUGGAUAUACUAGGAUUCUCCUUUGAAACCAAAUGCUGUCUCCUUCAAGCCAAGAAGCUGAGGUGAUGCAUUUGCCUCUUUCUGAAAUGUUUCAUAUGGCCCUCAAAUAAUUUUUUUGGGGCAAAGAGGAGACAAUCUUCUUUAUUUGGUCUCCUCUCUGGUUAAGGGUUGUUCAUAUGUGGCAAAAUGGGCUCCUUUUGGAGCUCUGUCUUAGCAUUCAGUCUCUUAAUGGAGAGAUGUGUUUGAGGGACCACUCAAUGCAAGAAGGUCAUCCCACUCCUAUCACAAUCCAAGGCAACUUGAAUAUCUCAUUACAUCCCAUCUUUCUCUCCUUGCCAAUUUAUUUGGAGCUCAGAGGUCUGUACUGUAGACCCUGCCAGCCCUGUUUACUGGGGCUGUAUAUAAGCAUCUGCCAUAUUUGUUGUGGCUGUGUAGCCAAUUCAGCUGGGCAAUGAUCAGUUUAUAAGCAAUCUUUGCUUUGAGUGAAUAGGUGGGCUGUGGAAUUACAGCCCUGUUUGUUUUUUGCCUGGAUAGGAGUAACAAUGCCAAUGUUAGACACACAACUCUUGUGGCUGAAUGAAGAGGCAGCAGUGUUGAUCACGUGUCUUCAGACUCUGUGAAAGAGUGCUGCCUCAGUCAUGAUUUGAUUUGGGGGAAAGGAAUGUGCUGUGCAACAUUAUAAGAGGACGUGGUGUCCAUCAUGUACAGCUUUGCUUAGAUAAGGUAGCAAUGUCCGCCAUGUUUGUUUUGGCUAAACACUGCUGACCAAAGUUUAUUGAGGAAGAUGUUUCUAGCAUUUGUUUUGGUUAUGUCAAAUGCUCCAUUUGACACUAAUGCUACAGCUAUGGAGGUCUUGGCAAUCUUACUUCUCACCACCCCUGAUGCACUUCCUGAAGGCCAGUGGUCACCAGUUCGUCAAUGUGGAAACCAGCAAAUGGAAGUCCUGUUGCUGAUUUCAAGGGGAACUUUCUCUUUUUGCAGAUGGGUUUCCGUAAUUUAUUUCCAGACGACCAAAGGCCACCACAGAAAAUGGCCACAGGGAGGCCUUCGCCCUGUCUACUUUUGACGGUUUCCCCCUGUUUUCAUACCUUCAUUAUUGGAGAGAUUUUAUGAUAUUAGCCAUCGGAUGAGGGAAUUUUACUUACCCAUUGGCCACUAAGGAAAAUGUCCAAACAUCUCAUACCUCUUCAGUUUCUUCCAGCUCUUGAGUCACCCUGGAAGCAACUAAUACAAAUCCUCUGCAACCAAAAAAAAAGGUGGUGGUGAGGGCAUGGGGAAGGGAUUUUUGAAAGCAGUGGAAGUUUGGCCUCUUUUUCCAGCUCCUUGCUUCCUUCCAGAUGCAUCAUAAGGGAAUUUGUGACUCUGUACCAAAGGGCUGUGCCUCCUUAUGAGGUGGGUUUGUUGUAAUUCAGAUCCUCAGAUGGUGAAGAUUUAAUGACUUAUUGAUUGUGAGGUUUGUGGGGUUUUCCCAUAAAUAUUUGUUAGUGAUAUAGAGGGGAUGCCAUUUCAGAAAUAUCACAUGAUUUGUGAUUCGAAUUCCCAGCGCCUUCUAUUUUUUCACAGAGUAUAUCUAUAUCUAUCUAUAUGUAUCACAGUUUUAUCUAUUCUUGAAAGAGUUGUACUGAGAGAAAAGUAGAUGGCUUCAGAGCUAUAUUUAUCUUUUUAUUGA